AUGUAUCUGAUUACUGCUGUCUGCAUUGUGAUGAGCUUUUUUGAAGAAGCAGAUAGUUUCUGCCCUUCUCAGUGCAUUUGCAUUUACCAUGGCAGAAGUGACGGCACUGGAACAAGGUCUGUGCUGUGUAAUGAUCCUGAUAUGUUUGAAAUCCCUGUAAAUGUUCCAGUGGACACUGUAAAACUCCGAAUAGAAAAGACCGUCAUCCGAAAGAUCCCAACAGAAGCCUUCUACUACUUGGUGGAUCUCAAAUACCUGUGGCUCACAUACAACUCUGUGGCAAACAUCGACACCAGCAGCUUUUAUAAUUUAAAACAGUUGCAUGAGUUGCGUCUGGAUGGGAAUUUGCUGUCAAAUUUCCCUUGGGAAUCUUUGGCUGAGAUGCCCAACCUCCGAACCCUUGACUUACACAACAAUAAAGUGACCAGUAUUCCGGCCGAGGCUGGCAAAUAUUUGAGAAACCUCACUUACCUGGACAUUUCUAGCAACAAAUUAACCUCCUUGCCAUCUGACCUCAUGGAUAUCUGGCUUCCAUUUUCUGAAACAGCAACAUCCAGAAACGUAGACUCCAUAGCACAGAGGAUCAUAUUAGGUUUGCAGGACAACCCGUGGUAUUGUGAUUGUCGGAUAUCCAAGCUAAUUGAACUAUCCAAAAUUGUGGAUACUGUUGUUGUGCUUCUGGACCCAUUUGUGGCUUGCAGUGGACCCGAGAGCCUGGCUGGAAUCCUAUUUCAAAGGGCAGAGCUGGAACAGUGUUUGAAACCAUCAGUAAUUACUUCAGCCACAAAAAUCACCUCGCCUCUGGGAAGCAAUGUUCUACUACGCUGUGACGCAACUGGCUAUCCCACCCCACAACUCACCUGGGUUAGAUCAGACAACAUACCAGUGAACUAUACAGUUAUUCAAGAAAGUCCAGGAGAGGGUGUAAGAUGGUCCAUCAUUAGCUUGACAGGCAUUUCCUACAAGGAUGCAGGUGACUACAGGUGUAAAGCCAAAAAUUUGGCUGGAAUGUCAGAAGCUUCUGUUACUGUCACUGUGGUUGGUGUUAUCACCACGACAGUGUCGCCACAAAAAUAUGGGAAAAAGACUGAAGCAGACCAGCAAAACACCACCCAAGAAGAGAUCAAGCAAGAACCCUUAAAUGCGACGACUGCUGCUUCUACAGUAUUGCCUACGACCACCUCUUCUCCUACCACACUGGCUGCCACUGAAAGGUCUACAACCGAAAGAGCCACUGACAAAAAACAACUCAAGUCCAUGCCUGAUGGAAAAAAGGUUUCUAAGGCAAUUACCAAUGGAAGCAAAAAACAGCCGGGUGACAUUAGUAAGAAAGAUGGUGCUGCAUCGCUCACUCCAGCAACAGCAGCAAUACAAACUGUUGCAGUAAAAAACCUAAGAGUCAUUCCUGAAACCGACGAAAGGGUUACCUUAAUGUGGAAAACCGUCAAUGCCUCCAACAACUCUGCUCUGACAGUGUUGUACUCAAAGUACGGGGAGAAAGACAUGCUGCCACUGAGCAUGGACCCCACCAAAAACAAAGUCACAAUAGAUGGUUUGGAACCCAGUACACAGUAUAUGGCUUGCGUCUGUCCCAAAGGGAUUCCUCCCCCAAAGGACCAAUGCAUCAUUUUCUCUACGAAUGGAAUCAGAAUGGAAGAGGAUUCUCAGAUUUCCAUUUUGCUGGUGGCCAGUGGGGUUGCCUGUGUAAUUGUUCUACCGUUGAUAUUUUUUUUACUUUAUAAAGUCUUAAUGCUUCACAGAAAACCCAAAUCCACCAGGGAAGCGGACCUUGCGAAAGAAACCUAUGUCAAAUUUGAAACUCUUUCCUUGAAACCACGUUCAGUGGGGGCAGGUGGAGAGCUUUGGGCCCGUCGGAACACUGAAGAGUCCGAACGACUGCUCCUUUGUUCUAGGUCAAGUAUGGAUUCUCAGAUGACCUUCAAAAGUGAAGGUUCAAGGUCGGAGUACUUCUGCUGA
Molecule: messenger RNA, 1977 nt
Organism: Elgaria multicarinata webbii
Lineage: Eukaryota; Metazoa; Chordata; Lepidosauria; Squamata; Anguidae
Gene: LRIT3
Product: leucine rich repeat, Ig-like and transmembrane domains 3
Exons: 4
Coding region: 1-1977 (658 amino acids)
Molecular function (GO): protein binding
Source: RefSeq, a predicted model, not a curated record